Messenger RNA from Exserohilum turcica Et28A, 948 nucleotides. RefSeq lists its product as uncharacterized. The record is from RefSeq and is a predicted model, not a curated record. The transcript has a single exon. NCBI's taxonomy places the organism in Eukaryota, Fungi, Ascomycota, Dothideomycetes, Pleosporales, Pleosporaceae. Bases 1 to 948 code for a protein of 315 amino acids.
AUGGCUGUGAUGAGCCUGGCGUCACGUGACCCUAAAGCGGUCGCAACCACUCGCAGACAUUUACAGAUUGAUCUCGAUAACCGCAAGUUGUUGCGGGUAUUCUUCUCACUAGAUUACACUAGCAUGCUAGUUGCUAUCGAGAUGAUUGCUGAUGGAACUAUCAAUUCCACCCACUUCUUUCAUAAACCUCCAUGCCAAGUGGGGAUCGACUCUGCAACCAGCGCACAGGUUCCAUAUUUCGUUUCUUUCCUAGAUUAUCUCAUAGAAUUCUACACGCGGUACUUUCCUCCCUCGAAGCAGCCAGAGGAAGAUCUCAUAGAUGAUAUCGAGAUCAUCUUCAUGGUGCUCUCUGCAUGUUGCAGUUAUCAAGCAGAUAUACAGAUCAGAGAACUAGCAAACGAUCCAGAUAUUAUUGCGAACAUUUGGCACGUUUUUGCGCAGCGGUUAAAGAAUCUUCCACUUGAUGUUACGCAGUAUCCUCUACCAAUACAGAUAUGGGUAGAUAAAACCUUCAUGAGGGGUCUGGAGGAACUCGAGAGACUACCGCCAUCGAUGAUAAGAGCUGCAAGCGCUUCAAAACUUGCAGGCUCAGCACACACGCUCGCCAAACCAAGAGAGCGGCGUAUAGCCUUUUAUCGCUUAUUUGAAAUCUUACUUUCCACACCCAAUAUUGGUCUAAUACGGAAAGCAGUGCUAUCGAUUAGACAUUUGGAACACCUCACGGACCUGCGUCCGAACUCCUUUGGCACUAUCGCAUGGCGUUUGAUAGAUAAGACUUACAAAACAGCUUCGUUCCAGAUAUAUCGCGCCGUGAUAAAAGCUAUUGGCGAGCUGAUAGGCUAUGAUGAGAUAGUUGUGGAACAAUGGUACAAUGAAUGCUGGUCUCGAGCCCACCCGGAACCUUGGGCACGCCGUCGUUACGGAUCAACUUAUCGAUCACGGACGUAG